AGGCAGUAGAAUAUAAAAGUCGUCGUGUCGUGAGUGUCUGAAGAACUCGGAGAAGAAGAAAGGGAUUUGUGGGGGGAAGGAAAAAACAUGGCGGCACGUAUGGGUUGUGAGCAUUAUACGCGGAGCUGCUUAUUGAAAGCACCCUGCUGUGGCAAACUGUAUGUAUGUCGACUGUGCCAUGAUGCUGAAGAGAAGCAUCAGAUGGAUCGAUUUAAAGUGAAAGAAGUGCAAUGUUCUGAGUGUCAAACAUUGCAACAGGCACAAAAGGUAUGCCAACAGUGUCAUGUGCAGUUCGGGGAGUACUACUGUGACAUUUGUCACUUGUUUGACAAGGAUAAGAAACAGUAUCACUGUCAUCUCUGUGGCAUAUGUAGUUUUGAUCCUUGCAGAAUUGGCCCACAAAAGAAGUAUUUCCAUUGUGACAAGUGCAAUUUGUGUUUGCCGCAGGACCUACAGGGGAACCACAAAUGUGUUGAAAAUGUUUCCAGGCAGAAUUGCCCAGUGUGUAUGGAGGAUAUCCACACAUCUCGAAUUGGAGCACAUGUUCUUCCCUGUGGUCACCUUCUCCAUACGAGCUGUUUCAAUGACAUGGUCAGAACUAGUGCUUAUCGCUGCCCUCUUUGCAUGCACUCAGUCUGUGACAUGAAGGCACAUUGGGAUCAGAUUGACAAAGAGAUUGCCCAGUCACCGAUGCCCACUGAAUACCAGGGUACCACUGUCAAAAUUAUGUGUAAUGACUGUCAGGCCCAUUGUACAGUGCCUUUCCAUGUCCUUGGGAUGAAGUGCACUGACUGUGGCUCGUAUAACACUGCACAGGAUGGAGGUCUCAUCCAGCAGCAUCCAGGGCCAGAUAAUGAAAAUGUGACGGGGACAAACACAGAGCAACAACAUGAUCAAGAUGAGACAGCUAUGCCACAUUAGCACAUUUUAAACAAUAAAUGGAUGGAUAUUGUAGAAUAAAUAUUUACAUUCUA
Syngnathoides biaculeatus (alligator pipefish) is the source of this 974-nucleotide messenger RNA. It is a transcript of the gene rchy1, whose product is annotated as ring finger and CHY zinc finger domain containing 1. Gene Ontology annotation, cellular component: nucleus. NCBI's taxonomy places the organism in Eukaryota, Metazoa, Chordata, Actinopteri, Syngnathiformes, Syngnathidae. Bases 88 to 921 code for a protein of 277 amino acids. Gene Ontology annotation, biological process: protein ubiquitination; ubiquitin-dependent protein catabolic process. The transcript has 9 exons. Gene Ontology annotation, molecular function: zinc ion binding; ubiquitin protein ligase activity. The record is from RefSeq and is a predicted model, not a curated record.